Molecule: messenger RNA, 2294 nt
Organism: Patella vulgata (common limpet)
Lineage: Eukaryota; Metazoa; Mollusca; Gastropoda; Patellidae
Exons: 2
Coding region: 165-1208 (347 amino acids)
Molecular function (GO): oxidoreductase activity; zinc ion binding
Source: RefSeq, a predicted model, not a curated record
AAUAUUACAAUCAUUGAAAGUUUAGAUAACUCCAGUCUCCCUUGAGUUAUUUGCAACUCGUGAUUCAAGUCAGGAAACAAAUUGUACAACCUCGACUUAUUCUCGUCUCACAUCAGUAGUGUUCAGUCAACAUCGUAAUACUCAAAAAUUAUUGAAAUUUCAAGAUGCAGGCCUUACAAUGGAAUAAAGUUGAUAUGACCUUGAAGCAUGUUACUGCUAAAGUCCCGGAGGUUACUGAUGACUAUGUUCUGGUGGAGGUUUCACAUGCUGGAGUAUGUGGAACCGAUCUUCAUAUUAUGCAGAAAGAAUUCCGGUCAUCUGAUCUUGUAAUUCUUGGGCACGAGUUCUCCGGAAAGGUUGUUAGAGUCGGAAAGAACGUAAAGAACGUGGCUGUUGGACAACGAGUCGCCAUAGAGGUCAAUUCAAUUUGUGGAGGUUGCGAAUUUUGCAGACGUGGGAAACCGCAUUUCUGCAAGGACGGCUUGGCUCAAGCUAUUGGUGUUAUGGUUGAUGGCGGAUUUUCUAAUUUCUGUUUGGUGCCAGGUACUCAGGCGAUCCCAAUUCCAGAUUCUUUACCGCUGGAUAAAGCUGCUUUGUGUGAACCCUGCUCUUGUAUCAUCCAUGGUUACGAGUUGCUAGGGAAGGUGGAAGAUGGCAGCAACAUUUUAAUCAUGGGCGCAGGAAUCAUUGGUCUACUUUGGGCGUCCAUGUUACACCACCGCGGUUUCAGGAACGUUACCAUGGUAGAAGUUGCAGAUGGCAGACGACAGCUUGCCAAGGAUGCAGGACUGGGAUUUGACGUCCUUCACCCAAGUGCCCUGGAGGAAAGUUUCAAGGGAAAAGAAGCCAGUGAAGACGGGUUUGAUAUCGUGGUGGAUUGUACUGGCAAUUCAAAAGCAGUUGAAAUGGCCUUCUAUAUGCUGAAAAGUGGCGGGAAACUGCUCAUAUUUGGUUGCGCGCCACCUACUGCCGAAAUUAAAGUUAAGCCUGCUCAGAUUCAGUUCAAAGAAUUAUCGAUAAUCGGCGUCCAGAUUAACCCGUAUUGCUUUACAAAAGCCGUAACUCUGGUCAGCGAUAUGGCGGACAAAUACCUAGACUUCAAAAGACUUGGAAUUGAAAUUUUCACUUUGAAUCAGUAUGAGACGGCCAUUUCCAAAUUGAAAGCCGGGCAGAUUUCGAAAGCGAUGUUCUGUGUGAAGAAAGAGUAACUAUAGUUGAUCAAUGUGUUAUCGACCUUAGUAGCCUUCAUUUAACGGACAAUCAUAUAAUAUUAUCUAAUAAUAUGAGGAGAUAGUGACUAAUUAACUAACUUAAUUAAUGCAUGUGUAACACAUAUAAAUACUAAUUGUAUCUCUAACUCACAGCUGCUUUAUAGUAUGUAACAAUAUGGGGUGAAUUAAUUAUAAUUGACGUUAUCUUAUCCCACCUGCAAUGAACGUCAACUCGCCUGUAAUUAACGUUAUCCCGCCUGUAAUUAAUGCUAUCCUAUCUCUCAUGCAAUUAACGUUAUCUCGCCUGUAAUUAACAUUAUCCUAUCCCCCCUGUACUUUACGUUAUCUUAUCCCGUCUGCAAUUAACGUUAUCUCCCAGUAAUUAACAUUAUCCUAUCCCUCCUGUAAUUAACGUUAUCUCCCAGUAAUUAACAUUAUCCUAUCCCUCCUGUAAUUUUCGUUAUCCCGCCCGAAAUUAACGUUAUCUCGCCUGUAUUUAACGUUUGCCUAUCCCAAAUUCAAUUAACGUUAUCCCGCCCGAAAUUAACGUUAUCCCGCCUGUAAUUAACGUUAUGCCGCCUGUAAUUAACGUUAUCCCGCCUGUAAUUAACGUUAUCUCGCUCGUGAUUUACGUUAUCCUAUCCCGCGUAUAAUUAACAUUAUCCACUCCCGUCUGUAUUAACGUUAUCCCGUCUGUAUUUAACGUUAUCCUAUUCCUCCUGUAAUUAACGUUGUCCCGCCUAUCAUUAGCGUUAUCAUAUUCAUCCUGUAAUUAACGUUAUGCCGCCUGUAAUUAACGUUAUCAUAUUCCUCCUGUAAUUAACGUUACCCUAUCCCUCCUUUAAUUUUGCCUGUAACUAACAUUAUUCCGCCCGUAAUUAACGUUAUCCCACCUGUAAUUUGCGUCAUCGUACCUGUAAUUGCUACUUAUAUUUGCUAUACGUUCAGAUUACAUAAUGGUUUCUAAUUCUAAUAUACUUGACAAAUGCUUUAUAUCAUUUUCUUCCAAGGUUUUUGUUUUUUAAUUCCACAGAUAUACCUAAGUCUCUGUUAAAAUUUAUUUUGUAUGCAAUAAACUGAAUG